This is a messenger RNA of Plasmopara halstedii, 234 nucleotides long. RefSeq lists its product as uncharacterized. The coding region runs from base 1 to 234 and encodes 77 amino acids. Lineage: Eukaryota; Oomycota; Peronosporomycetes; Peronosporales; Peronosporaceae. The transcript has 2 exons. The record is from RefSeq and is a predicted model, not a curated record.
AUGGUUUUAGUUGCCUGUAAGGAGAUCACGUGCUUGAAGGUCUCAGAACCAGAAGCAGCGACGGAUAGUCUCGUUAGUGGGAACACGAUAAACUACCGCCGUGCGUCUACUAACGCUGAUCGUGCGAUCUACUUACAUCGGAUUAAAACGACAUAUGACCCAGUUGUUGACACCACCUUGACAGCUGACGAGAAGGUUCUUCCAAUUUUGUUUUACCCGUCGAGGGAAGUGUGA